AUGGCAGACGAGAUAGCUCGUGUGCAGCAGUAUGAGUACAGACAGAACAGUAACUUGGUCUUACAAGUGGACUUCAACUUCACGGAUCGUCGAGGUAGGGAUGAGCCGACGGGUGAGGUGAUGCCCUUGACCAAGUCUAUUCUGCAAGGCAUCAAGAUGGGGGAUAAAUAUCAGCGCGGUAAGGCACCGAAAGAGGAUAUUAAGAAGCCGAAGAAGUUAGUUAUUUAUUAUUUAUUAUUUUUAUUAUUAUUUAUUAUUUGUUAUAUUUAUUAUUUAUUAUAUUUAUUAUUAAAGGAAGAAGAAGAACGNGAAUCGUACCACCCGAGUUCGAUGUCACAAGGCGGGUCGUUGUUGAGUGCAGAAUCGAAUAAUGAGCUGAUGGGGUUGUAUAAACCGAGGACACAGGAGACGAAACAGACCUAUGAGGCGAUUCUGGCCUAUAUUCAGGAUGCACUGGGGGAUCAGGUGGAUUUAUUAUUUAUUAUUAUAAACUGUAUAUUGUAA
Molecule: messenger RNA, 504 nt
Organism: Anisakis simplex (herring worm)
Lineage: Eukaryota; Metazoa; Nematoda; Chromadorea; Rhabditida; Anisakidae
Source: the annotation of a GenBank genome assembly